AUGGGUGACUACGCGAAAGCACUUGAAUUUUACGAAAGGGCACUUAAAACACGAGAAAUAGCUCUUUCUCCGACUCAUCCCGAUUUGGCUACUUCCUACAACAAUAUCGCUCUGGUGUAUUUCAAAAUGGGGAACUAUGCGAAAGCACUUGAAUUUCACGAAAAGGCACUUAAAAUACGAGAACAAGCUCUUCCUCUGACUCAUCCCGAUUUGGCUAACUCCUACAACAACAUCGCUUCAGUGUAUGAGUGCAGGGGUAAUUAUGCGAAAGCACUUGAAUUUCACGAAAAAGCACUUCAAAUCAAUGAAAAAUCUCUGCCGUCGAAUCAUCCCCAUCUUGCAACUUCCUACAACAAUAUCGGAGGAGUGCAUGACAAGAUGGGUAACUAUGAGAAAGCACUUGAAUUUUACGAAAAAUCACUUAAAAUUCAAGAGAUAGCCCUUCCUGCGAAUCAUCCAAAUUUGGCUGCUUCUCGCGGCAACAUCGCUGUAGUGUAUUAUAAUGUGGGUGACUAUGCGAAAGCAGCUGAACUCUUCGAAAAAACAUUGAAAGUACAAGAAAAAGCUCUUCCCUCGAAUCAUCCCGAUUUAGCUGCUUCUUAUAGCAACAUGGCUUCAGUGUAUGUGAAGAUGAGGAACUAUGAAAAAGCAUUGGAAUUUCACAAAAAAGCACUUCAAAUACGAGAAACAGCUUUUCCUCCGACUCAUCCUACGUUGGCUGCUUCUUACAGCAACAUCGCUUCACUGUAUAAGGACAUGGCUAACUAUGUGAAAGCUUUUGAAUUUCACGAAAAGGCACUUAAAAUACGAGAACAAGCUCUUCCUCCGACUCAUCCCGAUUUGGCAACUUCCUACAACAACAUCGGAUCGACCUACUACGCCAAGGGUGAUUAUUCGCAAGCAGUUGUAUUUCUAGAAAAAGCACUUGCUAUCUUGCAAAAUUCGCUUCCUCCGACGCAUCCCAACAUUAAAGCUGUCAAGCAGACCAUAGACAUAGUAAAAAAGAAAAUAUAAUUUUGUUUCUGCUCGUUUUUAUUUACUCCACUGUGAAUUCACCUGCUGAAAUCAACCCGCUUGUCGAUUCCUCACCUCGCUUCUAGGCUUACAUGCAUAUAUAUUUAUUCGCGCGCGCACGACUCAGGAGAUCCCCCUAAGCCUACUACAGUAUACGCAGGGGCAUAGCCAAACUAGUCGGACAAUGAACAUCAGAUAUUUUACAGCAGCAAAAUCCAUUUUCUUUUUAAAUACUUAUUUCAAUGUCGACGUUUCGAAGAAUGAGAGUGUGUGAGUUCAGUUUGCCAAUAUCGGUUUCGUCUUUGCUGAAGGGCGUCAUCAGUUGGCUUAACCUUCUAUAGUUGUUCAAAUUGAGUCAAUUCAAGAAAAGAAAAUCAGAAUCGGAUCUAUCAGUAAUGAUUGCUUUAAUAUAAAACAACACUAGUAAAAUACGUAUGUCCAGAAUAGAUAAAAGCUAAUCCGUUGAAUUGAAAUUCGCUUACUUGAUAUUUGUUGUUUAGGAGGCAUUGCACCUAAGCCACGACCACAUUCUAUUGAACCUUGCUCAAUCGAUUCAACCAUUUUUUUUUCUUUUUUACAGUAAAUAGCUCUUGCCAAGUUAGUAAUAAUCUGAAAGUUUCAACUCAAACAGAUUAACCAUUCUCGAGAUAUACCACUCAAAAGUAUUGCUACUUUUUAAAAAAUGUAUCAAUUUUUUAGUGCAUCACUUUCUAGUAUAGCUUGAUUUUCUCAAGAACUAUAAGAGUUAUUCCUGAGAUUUUUUCACCAUAUAUACUAUUGAGGAUGGGCUAUCUAAUGAUAGAAAUAAAAGUAUUUUAUCUUCAGAUAAAGUUUGAGCAAUGUCCUAUAUCAUGAUAAGAAGCCGUCCUAAUGUAUGUAGGAGCACUUACGAGGGAACAUUCCCUACUGUCACAUCGCUUUUGAGUCGAGAGUAUAGGCGUCAUGUAAGCCCUAAUGAUCUAUGAACCUUUGGAAAAAAAAAUUCGUGCUGUUAGCUUCUUACUGGUGAGAUAUAACAUUUUUACUGUAUGUUUCGAAAAAAGCUGUGGUCCCCUCGGAAACAUUAGGAAGGGUGUGGGUGUGGGUGGGUGUGAGUGUGGGGUGUGGGUAUGGAUGUGGGUGUGGGUGGGUGUGGGUGUGGGGUGUGGGUGUGGUUGUGGUGUGGAUGUGGGUGUGAGUGUGGGGUGGCGGGUGUGGGUGUAGGAGUGGGUGUGGAUGUGUGGAUAUGAGGUGGAAAACACCCACACCCACACACCCACACCCACGCCCACGCCCACACCCACACCCACACCCACACCCACACCCACACCCACCCACACCCACACCCCACACCCACAACCCACACCCUACACCCACACCCUAAAAUUCAUAUUCUUGUAGAGCUUGUCGAACUCUAUCGAACUAUAUAAAAAUAUCUAGAAAACAAUAUGUCGCUUAGGAUGUUACAAGCAAUUUUUUGUUUUUGAAAAAAAUGUCACUUAAAAAUUUUCACUCAAGAUUAGUAAAAUGAUCAUAACAUUGUUAUGGAUUUAUGCAUUUCGAACUAUCUUUUUUUCAGAAUAUAGCUCUAAUCUUUCUCUAC
This is a messenger RNA of Rotaria sordida, 2596 nucleotides long. The record is from the annotation of a GenBank genome assembly. Lineage: Eukaryota; Metazoa; Rotifera; Eurotatoria; Philodinida; Philodinidae.